GGCAGGUUUAGAGGGUGCAUCUCAUUAAUGAAGUGAAACGAAGCUGCAUGCUUGGGUAAGGAUUGUAAGUGGUGGUCAGUAGAAUUUUGUAUUGGAGCUUACUUAUUCCCCAGCAUGGAAGAAAAACGAAUUCUGUGCAUUGGACUUGUUUGUCUGGAUAUCAUCAAUGUUGUCGAUCGGUACCCGGAGGAGGACUCCGAUACAAGGUGUUUAUCUCAACGAUGGCAGAGAGGAGGGAAUGCCUCAAACUCCUCCACUGUCCUUUCCUUGCUAGGAGUUCCAUGCUCUUUCAUGGGUUCCCUGGCACCCAGCCGAGUAGCAGAUUUUAUUUUAGAUGACCUGCAGCGGUACAACAUUGAAAUAAAUCACACCAUUCUUCACCCAGGAUGUGAUUUCCCAGCUUCCAUUGUCAUCAGCAAUGUAUCAAAUGGAUCACGAACAAUCCUGCACAUGAACAGGAACCUCCCAGAUGUAACAGCUGAAGAUUUCGAAAAGGUGAACCUCUCCAACUACAAGUGGAUUCACUGGGAGGCAAGAAAUGCAUCUGAGCAGGUGAAAAUGAUCCAGCAAGUGGAGCAUUACAAUGCCAGUGUUUCAUCUGACCAGAAAAUCACCAUUUCUGUAGAGAUUGAGAAACCGCGAGAAGACUUGUACCAGAUGUUUAGCUAUGGAGAAGUGGUAUUUGUCAGCAAAGAGGUUGCCAGAGAUUUUGGAUAUGAGUCUGCCUGUGCAGCUGUGAAGGGUCUUUACAGUCGUGUGAAGAAAGGGGCAUAUCUUAUCUGUCCAUGGGCAGAUAAGGGUGCAGAUGCAGUUGGCCCAGAUGGAAUCAUUGUGCAUUCUGAUGCCUUCUCUCCAGAAGUUGUUGUAGACACUUUAGGAGCUGGUGACACCUUCAAUGCCUGUGUAAUCUGUGCACUGUCACGUGGGCAAAGCUUACAGGAAGCGCUGGUGUUUGGAUGCCAGAUUGCUGGAAAAAAGUGUGGAGUUCAUGGCUAUGAUGGGAUUGUUUGAGGAGUCUUGUUUGCUACAACCAUCAGACAUCUCCCCAGGACCAUAGUGUUUGUGAGAGAAAGUAAAAUGCAACUAAAAUCAUCCAAACUGGAUUGAAGGAAUGUCUGCAUUGCUGAGAUGACGUUACUUGUCCUGGAAAUGGUUCUGAAGAAGCUACAGACAUACAGAAAGAUUGCAAGACAUGCAAUCUUUGAAAAGUGUGGCAUUUUAAGACCUUUAUUAUGCUAUUUAAAAUAUUUCUAGUAUCUGUAUUUUGGCAUAGUAUGAAUAUUAUCUAUGAAAAAAAAUUGCAAGCAAAAAAAAAAAAUAAUAAUUGCAUUAUUUCAGAGCAGUGUUGUAGGUAACAACCUUAAUUGAGCAAAUAUUAUUUUACAACAAUUAGAUCAAACUAAUAUGACUGCUUGCAGAAAUUACAUAAAUGAGACAAAUCAGUGCAUGAAAUUUAGCCUGCAGUACAAUCAGUUGCAGUAAAAUAUUUAACACCCCUAGCUGAUCAACUAAAGGAAAUAUUAGCAGUAACAUUCAGUUGCAGGAAGAAAAUAUUGGAGAGGACAGGCAAGCAUCCCCUCCCCGAACUGACUGCAUAUUUUGUGGAAGAAGUGUGUGGGAGUCACUGUUCAGUCCUGGCUUGUCUUGCUAGGAGUUGUCUAAGUGGUGUGGCAUUCCCACUUAGUUUGACAGAUCAAGAAUGGCUGUCAGCACAGGUCUAUGGCAGGGAAGUGGGAAUGCAGGCGUGAAAGGCAUAAUGUUAUUGUGGGAUGGGAACAUCACCUUAAUGUCAGUAGAAAAGGACCACAGAUGCACCUAGUUUCAGUGGCUCCCAUUCUAAUUAAGUCUGUAAAGAGUGUCCUGAUACCCACCCUCUAGCCUUCCUACAGUCUGUGUAGUACAGCAGCAUCACCUCUGCCCUCCCCAGCAGUCUGUUCCUUUUAUCAUUCCUUUGAGUGCUCCUGUGAGCCUUUCAGUGAACAGUGAUAUUUAGACUUUAUUUUCUUUUCUGGCAUCCUUAUCCCAUUCUUUGCACAUCUUCUGUAUCAUUCUGUCCUUGCUAUUUACAUUCCGACUUAUCACUAUAGUCAGUACAGUCACGAUGGGUACUUGUGGAUGCUAACUGACUGAAGCUUUGUCAUACUGUUGGAUGUUUUUUUUAAUCUGGAGUUGAUAUAUUCAGCGAUAGGCCAAAAUGUUUCAGCCACAGAAUAGCUUGUAUUGGUAUGGUAGUCAUAAAAUUUCUUCGGUGUCACUGUUAUUGUCAGCUGACCCACUCCACUCCUUCUGCCCUAUUCCUUGGUAAUAAAGACUGUUUAGAACUAGCUUCUUCAGCA
Molecule: messenger RNA, 2336 nt
Organism: Protopterus annectens (West African lungfish)
Lineage: Eukaryota; Metazoa; Chordata; Ceratodontiformes; Protopteridae
Gene: KHK
Product: ketohexokinase
Exons: 8
Coding region: 115-1011 (298 amino acids)
Biological process (GO): fructose metabolic process
Molecular function (GO): ketohexokinase activity
Source: RefSeq, a predicted model, not a curated record